Molecule: messenger RNA, 12006 nt
Organism: Anastrepha ludens (Mexican fruit fly)
Lineage: Eukaryota; Metazoa; Arthropoda; Insecta; Diptera; Tephritidae
Gene: eys
Product: protein eyes shut
Exons: 15
Coding region: 1934-9451 (2505 amino acids)
Biological process (GO): heterophilic cell-cell adhesion; establishment or maintenance of epithelial cell apical/basal polarity
Cellular component (GO): plasma membrane; protein-containing complex
Molecular function (GO): calcium ion binding
Source: RefSeq, a predicted model, not a curated record
GCCGAGCAGUUGUCGACGAGCUACGGCUGCAAGCGGUCGUGUUGUAGUUGAGCAGCGCUCAUCGCCUUUUAAAUUCUACAUUUUGAAUAAAAUUGGGCCGAGUGACUUAAAAUCUCGCUCUAUACUAUUAACUCAGUGACAAUAGCUGGCUGGCACUUCUGGUCAAAUUGGGCCUAAACGCUCGCUGCACCAACAGACGGCCAACAGUGGUAGUAGUGUCGUGUUGCAUGAGUGACGUGCAGUCGUCUUAGUUGUCGUCACCAUCACCAUUGCCGUCAUGGUCGUCGUUUUCGUUUGUGUUGUAUGAAACGAAAUUGAACGCAAAGAUAAAAGGAAAACAGGAUAAUAAGGAUAACAAGCAGACACAUUGCGACAGGCAGUGCAAAGUUGUUAAUAUUGAAUGAAUCAAUUAUUUUAAUGCUCAAGCCUUGCGCAAAUAGUGAAAUGUUUCGUGUAAAAUCGAAUGAGUUCAAGGCAAAAAUUUACUUAUGCAAAUAACGAGUGUAAAAUUUUAAAUAAACGACAACAAAUUUUAAAUAAAAGGAAAAACUGAGUGUCAAUAGACUGCCAGCACGUUAUUGUUGGUUUAGAAAAAAGUGAUUUUUUUCUUCUGUGAAAAUUAUUUUCGAUUUUUCUGCAUUGCUUUGGCAUAAAAAAUUCAAAAUAUAUAUAAAAAUUAACACACAUACACACAAAUGAGUUAUGUGAAAAUAAGUUUCGCAAAAUACAAAAUAAAUUGAGAAAAAAUAAUCGAAUUCGUGGUCGGCCAGAAAGUUAGUAAGUUUGUUUGUGCCCCUUUUAUUUGUGGUUUCCGUAGCGAUACAAUUUGUGCUUUGUGUUUGUUGUUAGCAUGGCAACGUUUCGUUUCGACGACUCAAUUGGCUACACGCGGCUUUUGUAGUAGAGGAUAAUGCAAGAGUAUUGACCUAAACCGAUUGAGCAGAAAAUCAUACACACACACAAAUACACGCACAAGACAAUCGGGGUUGUGGAUGCUGAUGAUAUGUGGUUGGUUGGUUGGUUGGCAACAUUGGAAGCAAACAAUGAGUGAGUGUUGCAAUUUACCAGAAGUCAGUAACCAGCUCUUAAGUUUUUGAUUGGUGCGCAAAAGGAAGUGAACGGGGCGAAAAAUUUAGUGAAGUGCAGAGUAAAAUCUAAACUUCGCCAAAAGGCAGUCAUCAAAAAUGCAAAUCCAUUUCAUAUUGCAAGUCAGCGAAUGGUAAUAAAAAACACAUAACUGCUAGGAGAAUAACACUCGCAAAACUCUGUGAGCCAGGCAGUCACAAGCAAGCAGCUCUAUUACAUGCACAGUGUCGAUAGUCGAAGAGAUAAAUCUAAGGACGUAACCAAUAAGGUGGGAGUAAACAGAGUAUCCCGAAAGGAAAUAAACAAUUUACGCAAAUGAUAAAAGUUAAUAAAACACUUAAGCGGAUUUUGCGACAGCAAUAGCAAAACGACAACAAAAAGCUCGGAAAAACCAGCAAAAACAGGUGGCGAACAAGAAAAGAAUACAAGAAAAAAUAAAACUAAGAUAAACGAAACUGUGACAAGAAGGAAUUGUACAGCGUAAACGAACGGCAUGCAGCAGAAAACAUAAAAAAGAAGAGUAAAAAGAAAAUAUAUUGCAUUUUGUAAUAGCAAAGAAUAAUCAAUCAAUAGCACCAGCAGACAAGCAAUAAGAAAUAAGAGACAACGAGCCGAAGAGGGUGGAGCAAUUGAAAAAGCAACGAUUUAUAAAAAAAGUAGUGGCACCAAGGACAUAAAUAACUGCUGAAGUAACUGAUAGUGCGCCAGAAACAAAACAAAAAAAAUACGGAAAACGAUAAAUACUUAGCGUUGGGAAUUGAGCUGGGAGUUCGCCUCUCUCCGCCCCAAAACUCUGGUGCUGUGCUCAGACCUUUAAUGCAAAUUACUUGAAAUAAUCUGCAGGGAGAUGACGAAAAAAAGACGCUUGUUGACAGUGGCAGCAAAAGAAGUAGCGCAAAAUGCCUGCGCCAAUGUGAGUAGCGAAAGAAUUGUGAAUAUCAAGAGGCAAAGCGAGCAAAGUUGUGGUGAUGGUGCGCUAGUGGCGGUGCAGUCCGAUGCCGAUGCAGUGUCAGCUGUGCAGUUGAUCACGACAACGAUGGGGCCAAUUAAGAAUGCGCGAACAAGCAGUCAAUGCUACAACAAAAAUUAUUACUACAAUAAAAUCGUGAAUCGACCAAGUCAUAGCAAUAAAACACAUUGCGGUGUUGGCAACAACAACAUGAAUAGUUGCUACAGAAAUCAGUACUGGAGCGAAAGCGGCAGCAGUAAAUCCGAUUGCUGUGCCAAUUACAACAGCAAAAUGUUGACGACAUGUAGUGAAAAUGUUGGCACGCAAUAUGCAAUAUAUCCGCAGGAUACGGCUAACGACGAUGCGCUGGGUGGCAAGGAUCAACGAACUGUAAUAAGGCUGCUGCAGGAAAGUGAACUGCAGGCGGAAAAUGUGCUGCAGGAAGGUGGUGACGAUGAUGAUGAUGCUGCUGCGUCAGCAUGGCGUCAGCCAAUGCAUAAUAAAAACAAACAAAAAGGCAACUACAACCACACAUAUGCACUAGCAAAGCGAACAGUGCUAACUAAGUACGCCACAGCAAUCCCCCACUCGACGAAUCAGCAAAUUUAUAAUAUGGAGCAACGAGUCGGCCAACAAGCGAGCAAGCCACCACAGGAACAGGCACAGCAACAGCAACAACACCAGUUGCAACAAAGCCAAGUGCUCAUUACACCGCUUAGUGAUCACCUGCAGGCCUCCACAUCGCAACCUAUGACAUCUUCGAAGGCCACACUUCCGUCAGUCGGCAAAGCUCAGCUGCGAAGUGUCAGUGCGAAGUCAACGACCAAAGUGGGUGCGAAGAAUGUUUUAAUCAAAUUUACAUGGGCAGCAAAAGCAAAAGCAUCAUCGGCUACAGCCACAGCAACAACAACAACAGCAACAAACCCUUUAUUGGCAGCUACAAAGACUAAAAGGGCAACAAAAAGUUUGAAAUCUGCAUUUGAGUGUCCAAGCACAGGACCAAGCGCCUACACAUUGAACGAUGCCACCGCGACUCUAGCAAACUGUGUGACCCCAGCAACAACCACAACAACAACUUCCACUAUAGCUUCAGUCACCCAUAUACCUGCACCAAUAACAACGGCAACAACAUUGAACACUUCAUGGGCAACAAUUUCUGAGCAACUACUUGCCACAAUUGAGCAGCUUUGCUGUCGUUCUUCAAAAUCUACUGCCAACAGCAACAACAAUAAUGCCAUAGCAUCCGGCUUUGUUUGGUUGUUGCCACUACUUUGCCUGUUGGCCGCAUUCGGUUGCGGCCAAGCUGGAUUUGCUUGCCUCAGUAAUCCUUGCGUUUUUGGUGUUUGCAUCGAUGGUUUAAAUAGCUCGUAUUCGUGCUACUGCAUCGAUGGCUACACAGGAAUUCAGUGCCAAACAAAUUGGGAUGAAUGCUGGUCGGGGCCCUGCCAGAAUGGUGGUACUUGUAUAGAUGGUGUCGCCUAUUACAACUGUACGUGUCCGGAUGGUUUUACUGGAAUCAAUUGUGAGGAAAAUGUCGAUGAAUGUAUGUCGAAUCCAUGUCAAAAUGGUGGACAUUGUCGUGACCGGAACAAUGGCUACACCUGCACCUGUCAGCCGGGCUACCUGGGUAUCAAUUGUGAAGUCGAUGUGGCUGUCUGCGAAACGGGCACUGGUGCGCGCUGUCAGAAUGGCGGUGAAUGCAUUGAGGGUCCCGGUCUGGAGUUCUCCUGCGAAUGUACUGCUGGCUGGCAUGGACGUAUCUGUCAAGAGGAGAUCAACGAGUGCGAAUCGGCGCCGUGUCAGAAUGGCGGUGUGUGUGUGGACAAAUUGGCAUCGUAUGUGUGCGCUUGUCCGAUGGGCUAUACGGGGAACAAUUGCGAAGAGGAGAUACUCAUUUGUGCCGACAAUCCAUGCCAGAACAAUGCGCUCUGUCUGAUGGAGGAAAGCAUACCGACGUGCUAUUGUGUGCCUGAUUAUCAUGGCGAAAAGUGCGAAUAUCAGUAUGAUGAGUGUCAAUUGGGACCGCGCUGUAUGAAUGGUGGCGUAUGCAUUGAUGGUGUUGACACGUUUUCCUGUUCGUGUCCGCCACUGCUGACGGGAAUGCUCUGUGAGUGCCUAAUGAUUGGUGAGGAUUCGUUGGAUUGCAAUUAUACAGUGACCAUAUCGACAAUGCCACCGACUACAAUAGUGCGUCCAAUGAUAACGACGAGCGCUGCGACUAUAACAACAACAACGGAAGCAACACCGCACGUAUCUGUGGUAGGGUUGGUGACUACAACAGCGCCAACGUCAGCAGUAUCUACUUCCGUCGAGACUGAAGAAACUGAAGAGGAACAAGGCGAAGUAGGUUCUGAGAAAGGAAAACCACCACCUGAGCAGGUGACAAAAACUAGUAGCUCCAUCUCCACCUCUUCUGAAGAAAAGACGCAUACCACAGAGUCAUCACGUUCGUAUACCGCAGAGUCAGGCAGCAGCGUUGAGUCAUCUUAUUCCUCAGAAGGCAGCGCGUCAGUGGAAGUUGGCACUUCUGAUGAGUACACCACAGUCGCACGCUUCGAUUCGCGUAGUAGUCAAGAGGUUGCCCCCACAACAGCCAAAACAGCGAUUAGUGGCGCAGAAUCAGAUUACACGCCCCCCUCCUUACCGGUUUCCAAAAGCAUUGAAUCUGAAGAGCGGCCGAUUAUCACAUACUCCACGCGGCCGCCAUUCAAGCACUAUGUAACGACAAUCGAAACCACUUUCUCUGUUGAUUUAUCCACCGCACGUCCCACCUAUCGACCAACAACAGCGAUACUCUAUCCCAGCAGCACAGUGCAUAUCCUACCCGCAUACCCCGGUAAGCACCUGCCCACAGAGUAUCCAGAGUACCCGGACCACGAAGUGACCACCACACCACAUCGUAUUUGGACGGACAAGAGCGUGCCAACUACAGCCGCGCCAUUUUUCACCGAAUACCCCGAAGUUUCCGCCACCACACGCUACAAGGACUUCAGCACGGUAACAACAGCGCGACCAACUACUUACCCACCACCACCACCACUACCGUCGGUGACACCAGCAAUUGUGCAUGGUGGCACCACAUUACGACCACAAAUAGGCGCCGAAACAAGUUCUGUGACAGUGACACCAACAGCUGGUGUGACCGCUGAGCGACCAGUUCAUCAUCAUCACCAUCAUCAUCACCACCACCACACCACACAUACACCGCAAACUGGUGUCGAGGACCGUACUCAUCCACCACAUACCACAGAGACGCAUUACCAUCAUGUCGAGCACACCACACAUCGUCCCUAUUAUCAUGUGGAUGAGGGCGUGCCAACAACAGCGGCGCCUCCCAAGGCGCCAACGGUAAUGGUCACCACAACACAUCCACUAUACACCGAAGAUUUGGUUAGUCAUACCACAACAUCGCGCCCAGCCACAACGACGGUCGCAGCAUCUGCAGCGCCAACAACUAUCGUGCCAGAGCCAGAAUCGGCAGAAGAGACCACACAGCCCCCACCACAACCACCAACAUUGCCACCAUCAUCAUCAACACCAGCCGCAACAACACCACCUCCACCCACAUUAGCGCCAACAACUACACCCGUCGCGGUAGCAACUUAUCCACCACCAACCGAACCAGCGCUCGCGCCUGUUACAGCGACACCGUCGUAUACCACGCUUCCAUCACCGCCAGCACCAACAGCUCCUUCGCCAUCGGUGCCUGUCUACAGCACUUACACGCCGCCCAGCAUCAAGCCGAUUACUACAACAGUGGCUAGUAGCGAAGAAGUUGAAAGCUCAAAUACGGUGGCAACGGGUGGCGAAGCGGGCACUGCGCGUGGUGGAGGGACGCCUGUAGGGGGCGCUGGAGGCGUUGAUAAUGCCACAGAGGUGGACUGUAUAAAGAUGGGCUGCUACAAUGGUGGUACUUGCGUGACAACAUCCGAGGGAUCACGGUGCGUUUGCCGCUUUGACCGCCAAGGUGCACUGUGCGAGUUACCCAUCAUCAUCAAGAAUGCCGCCUUCUCGGGCGAUUCAUAUGUUUCGCACCGCAUCCACAAGGACAUACCGCAUCAUGAGUCAUUGGAUUCGGUGCUGCCGAUGCAUGUGCAACUGAAGGUGCGCACACGUGCCACAAAUGGUCUGAUAAUGCUGGCCGCUGCUCAGGGUACCAAAGGCGGUCACUAUAUGGCCCUGUUCCUACAGAAGGGUCUAUUACAAUUCCAAUUUUCUUGUGGCUUGCAAACGAUGCUGCUGAGUGAGCUGGAGACACCGGUGAAUACGGGCAAUGAAAUUACCAUUCGAGCCGAAUUGGACUUCAGUCGCAAUUUCACGCAUUGCAAUGCAUCCCUGCUGGUCAAUGACACGCUCGCCAUGUCCGGUGAUCAACCUACUUGGCUGAAAUUAUUACCGCCGCGCAUGCAUACACCGGAGGUGAUCCUCAACACGUGGUUGCAUUUGGGCGGGGCUCCUCAGGCACCGAUUGGUCUCAUUAUUGAACUGCCACCAGCACAGAGUGGCACCGGAUUCACUGGCUGUUUGCAUUCGCUGCGAAUAAAUGAGGAAACGCGCGAGAUAUUUGGUGACGCUUUGGACGGCUUUGGUAUCACCGAAUGCGGCUCGCUCGCCUGCCUGUCGAGUCCGUGUCGCAAUGGCGCUGCAUGCAUCAAAAUCGAAACCAAUGAAGUGGACGAAAAUGGUGAGAAGGCAGAAAAGUGGAAGUGUAAAUGUCCCACAGGUUAUAUGGGUCCAACCUGUGAGAUAUCUGUCUGCGAGGAUAAUCCGUGUCAGUAUGGCGGCACUUGUGUACAAUUCCCAGGCAGCGGCUACCUUUGUCUGUGUCCGUUGGGUAAACAUGGACACUACUGCGAGCACAAUUUUCCUCCCCACACGGUUUCCCCGGCUACAAUUAAAAAUCUUACAGAUCUCGAGGUCGCCCUACCAUCGUUUUCGGGCAGCGUCAAUGGUCUCUCUUCGUUUGUCGCCUACACCGUACCCAUUCCACUCGAAUACUCGAUCGAGUUGAGCUUCAAAAUACUACCGCAGACGAUGUCACAAAUAUCACUACUCGCCUUCCUAGGACAGACAGGUUAUCAUGACGAGAAGAGCGAUCAUCUGGCGAUCAGUUUCAUACAGGGUUACAUAAUGCUCACUUGGAAUUUGGGCGGUGGACCGCGUCGCAUAUUUACACAGAAACCAAUCGAUUUUAGAUUGGAUGCGCCACGCGUACCCUAUGAGAUCAAAGUUGGCCGCAUUGGACGACAGGCUUGGCUCUCUGUGGAUGGUAAAUUCAAUAUCACAGGCCGUUCGCCGGGUAGUGUAAAUCGUAUGGAUGUUAUGCCGAUUCUUUACUUGGGAGGGCAUGAAAUAGCGAAUUUCAACACAUUGCCACACGAUCUGCCGCUGCACUCAGGCUUCCAGGGUUGUAUUUACGAUGUGAAUUUGAAAGCGGGACAGGUGACGGUGCCGCUGCAAGAGACACGUGGUGUGCGCGGACGCGGUGUGGGACAAUGCGGUACCAGGGAGUGCCACCGACAUGCUUGUCAACAUGAUGGCGCGUGCUUGCAACAUGGUGCAACUUUCACCUGUAUUUGCCAGGAGGGCUGGUACGGACCUCUUUGCGCGCAGCCAAUCAACCCAUGCGACUCAUUCAACAAUAAAUGCGCGGAGGGUUCAACGUGUGUACCGCUCGUGAAUGGUUACGAGUGCGAUUGUCCAGUGGGCAGAACUGGCAAAAAUUGUGAUGAAGAUAUUCGUUCGCUAAGCGAUGUCUCACUUACCGGACGUCGCUCGUAUUUGUCUGUACGCUGGCCCUACCUCUAUGAUAGCUCUGAUAAGCUGGGCUCCAAACGUUCACAAAUCAUCAGCUAUCGAAACUUCACGAAGAAACUAAUGCCACCGAAACCCAUCGCCUCUUCGAAUCAGCACUUCGUUAUGAAGCUGCUCAACGAAGUGGAAAAACAACGCAAUUUCUCACCUGUACCUCUCAUGGGCUCGAAGACGUUCGAGGAGCAUCAUCGCGUACAAUUCUUCUUCAUCGAGUUCCAAUUGCGCCCACUUUCCGAACGUGGUCUUCUACUUUACUUCGGCACACUGAACAACAAUCUGGAUAAGAAAGUCGGUUUCGUUUCACUCUCGCUACAAGGAGGCGUUGUAGAAUUCCGCAUAUCGGGCCCCAAUAGCCACGUGACGGUAGUGCGAAGCGUGCGUAUGCUCGCAAUUGGCGAAUGGCAUAAGAUUAAAAUGGCGCAACGUGGACGCUGGCUAACGCUGUGGGUCGAGGGUAGUGCAUCGUCUGCGCUGGCACCUUCUGCUGAGGUGCUUGUGGAGCCCGAUUCACUGCUUUAUAUUGGCGGACUGAAAGACUUAUCAAAACUGCCACACAAUGCUAUUUCUGGCUUCCCUAUACCAUUCCGUGGCUGCGUACGCGGCCUGGUGGUGAGUGGUACGCGUAUUGUGCUGAACGAAACUAAUAUUAUUGAUUCACGAAACAUUCGCGACUGUGAUGGCACUGCGUGUGGCGGUGAUUCUUGUGAAGCGGGUGGCCACUGUUGGCUCGAUGAAAAGCUGCAGCCUCAUUGCAUUUGUCCCGAGUAUGCGAAGGGCGAUCGAUGUGAAUAUUCAGAGAGUUGUAAACUGAUACCUUGCAAGAAUAAUGGACGCUGUUUGCGUAGCGGACGUUGUUCGUGCCCCAAUGGCUGGGGUGGAUUCUAUUGUGAAAUCGCCAUGAGUAAGCCCACUACGCCAAGCUUCCGUGGAAAUAGUUACCUGAUCUUGCCUCCGCCCCGCAUACCAAUGAAAGACAAACGUCGCGGCCCAUCAAUGUACGUCCGACCACGCGAAGCCAUUCAAGUUUCGCUAAAUUUCUCCACAAUCGAACCUGAUGGCCUACUGCUGUGGAGCGAGCAUGAUCGUAAUAAAUUUUUGGGUUUAGGCUUGGAAAAUGGUCAUUUGAAAAUGGCUAGCAAUUUGUUGGAUUCAAGUAAUGAUACAGUGCAGAUGCCGUCGACUGGUUUCAUUGCGGAUGGCAGUUGGCAUUUGGCAAAGGUCAUGAUGGAUCGCAAUCGUUUGGAGUUGCAGUUGGACGGCGAAGUGAUAUUCUCUGAAAAGGUUUUGGAUGCGGUGGGCACGGGCACGGCACUGUCCACCACGGAGCGUACGAUGUUAACGACGCGUCGCUCGUUUGCGACGCGACGGGGUAAAGAGCCAUCAAUUACCUACGAAGAUGUGUUCUAUUUGGGUGGCUUCCCCAACCAAGAGCUGGUGAGUGAACGCACACUCGGCCGUUUCAACGAACCAUUCAAAGGCUGUUUGCAGGAUAUACAAUUCGGCGCUGAACCCAAUGCGGUCAUUACUGACUUUUCGCCAUACAAAGGUGAGAAUAUUGGCUCAUGUGAUCUGCAUGGAGACGAACCGAUGGUUGUUGUAUAGGAACGGAAAGAGCAAUGGUAGUCAAAAAAAGAAACAACAAAAUAACGAUCUCCGAUAAUAACUAAGCUUAGCAACAAACGGCGAGAAUAAUAACAACAACACGGUAAAGCAAAUUGGACGCCAUUUUAUAUUUGGAGAUUUUAAGUUGAGUGGAGAAAUAAGGGAAAACUGAUGUUGCAGUUUAAAAAGAACAAAAACAGAACAUGGUCUUACAAAAUUAUACUACAACAAAAGACGAAAGCAAAUAAACAAUAAAACAAAAGUAAUAAAAGUGAGUUAAAAAAAAAUUAAAAUAAAAAACUAAAAAAAUAAUAUUUAAAAAUAUAAGAAAAUUAAAAAAUAAUUUUGUAAAUUUUAUAAAAACAAAGCGAAGCGAUGAAAUUGAAAUGAAAUUUUAAACCUUUUAGAUUGUAAAAACAAGCAAGCAGACAUAUUUGGAAAUUAAAUUUAGUAGACGAGGCAUCAUAAUACAAUACAUACAUAUAUAGGAGUAGAAGAAAAAGAAGAAAAAAUUAGUUACACAGUAAAAAAAAUUUUACAAAACGAGUUGCUAUAGACUUUCCUCUCUCAUACAUGCAUAUAUUUAGUGAUAUACAAACAUACAUGUGUACUCGUGGUUAAUCAACAGACGAUUGUUGAAUAAAAAAACGAAAAAAAACAAAAGUUGCAAAAGUGGAAGCAGGACGCUAAGAAGUAGCAGAAAUAUUUUGAAGAUAAAAAAUAAUAAUUAUAUUUAUAUAAAAAUAAAACUGAAAAUGAAAAAGAAAAUAAAAGUACUGCUAAUUGGUUAAAUAGUUAUGCGUAUUUUUUCGCUAAACGAAUUGUUUGAUAUUAAAUUUUAUGUUGUUGAAUUUGUGCCUAUUGUAUUUAAACUCAUAGUUAUGUGUAAUUUGUGCCGACUCUUUUAAAUUUAUUUAAUAAUGACAUUGUGCGAGUUCAAAAAUUUGCUCAAAGAUUUCGAUUUGGUGGGCGAUCUGACCUAAUUGCGAACUUCUAAAUCCACUGGCGUUCUCAAUUUUGUUAGAUUUGAUGCAGAUUUCGAGAGAAUAAUAAAUAUUUGAAUUUUUUCUUGGGGCUGCUGAGAACUCAUUUACGUUAUAAUUUUAAUUGGCCGUACAUUUUAAAUUUAAAUUAAAUUUCUUCUUUUUUUAUCAAAUUUAUUUCAAUUUGAAAUUUUAUUUAUUUAUUUUUGUAAAUAACUCCACAAUUUUAAAGCUAUUCUACUAAAAGUUUACACAGUACUGCUCUUUUUUUCUAACAUAACCUCAGUUAUUUCUGGAAAUCAUUUAAAUUAAAUCACUUUAACAUUCCAUAUAAUAUAAGAUUAUUUUUAAAUGAGCUCUCAGCAACCCUAAGGAAUUUUCAAAUAGCGUUAUCUCGAAAACUGUAGUCAAUCUGACAAAACGGAGAACACCAUUGAAUUCAUAAAGCCGCAAAUAAGAACGAUCGACUAUCAAAUCAAAACCUUUGCCCCACAAAUAGUUUAAAAUCACACCACAGUGUUAUUACAUACAUAUAUAACUACAUGCAUAUGUGUAUGUAGUGUAGAGAAUUUCGAAACGCUCACCACUCGUGAACCGAUCAACUGCCCCCUCUUCUGCCAUUAAAUUUAUAAGUGUUAUUGCUAUUGAAUUAGUCCGAACAUUGCAUUUGUUUUAGCUUUCUUAGUAUAUCUAUUCUAUCUACAUACACACACAUACAUACAUAUCUCCUUAAAUCAAUUUGCUGCCGCCCCUUUUUUUAAACUACUAGUAAAUUUACUUACUCGCUACUCUUGCAUCCACAAAAUCUAAUAUGAAGCCAUUUUGUUGCCUUGUAGUAGUUUUUAUUGAAUUUAAUCAAGCAAAUAUUAAAAAAAGACAAAAAAAACAACAAAAAACUAAAUCAAAAAUAUUUAGCAUAGAAAUGCGUCACAUGCUGCUGACUCCAAUUUAAUUAGCCUAUUCUAUUCCGCAAAAUGUUUACUUAUUAACUAUUUAUUAUAAAUAAUUAUACAUGCAUACAUACAUACUUAUGAUCGAGUACUCACCACACACGAGUAUUGAGAGAAAAGUAAAUAAACAAUAAAACAGUAAACCAAAAUUCAGCAAAAUUAUAACUACCAUAAAGAAGUUUAAUAGAUUGCAUUGAAAAAAAAAUUUUUUAAAGCGAAAAUUGUAUUUGAAAAAUGCAAAAGAUUGAUAAGAGUACAUAAACACAUACAAACAUGUGUACGUUUACAUAUAUAGAAAUAAAUACAGAAGUAAAAACGUUGCAUAUAAAAACUUAUACAACUUAAAAAAAGGAACUCGAAUUGAAAUACUAGUAAGAAAUUGAAAAUAACUAAUAAUUAUAAAUACAAAACAAAAAAUACAAAUCGAUACGUUGGCAGUUGUAAACAUAUGUUUGAUUACGAACAACAAACAAAAAAUUGUUCUUCUAUUAAAGAAAACCAAAACCAAAAAAACACAACUAUUCAAUUAAUAAAAAUUGUAAUCACAAAAGUUUAUUUCGGAAGGGAACUUCAUAGAAUUAUUAUUUAAAUAAAACGGUUAAUAAAAAAUUUCCAAAAAUCA